Messenger RNA from Pararge aegeria (speckled wood butterfly), 556 nucleotides. RefSeq lists its product as uncharacterized. NCBI's taxonomy places the organism in Eukaryota, Metazoa, Arthropoda, Insecta, Lepidoptera, Nymphalidae. The transcript has 3 exons. The record is from RefSeq and is a predicted model, not a curated record. Bases 77 to 544 code for a protein of 155 amino acids.
UGUAAACAGUUAAAUGUUUGCCUUUAUGUUAAUCGCUUUCUUGGUGGUACAGUUGUUUGAACAUUAGCUACUUGAAAUGAAGAACAUUCAACUCGUAAUCAGCUCCUUUCUUUGCGUAUUCAUUAAUAUAAGCUUUGAAAAUAAGGUGCAAGCUAAAAAUAAUGAAAUAAUACCCUUAAAUUCAUUUUUUGGAAGUUGGGAAAGACGGCAUAUUCAAGAAUUACGGGAUACGCAAGUGCAUCAAAGGGACCCUACUGAGAGCAUAGAACAAGAAAAGACAGAAUUCGAAGAAUUUCGAAAAAGACGACAAAAGAAAAACAAGAAGGUGUCAAAGAAUAAAAAGGCUUUAUCUUCUAAAAACACCAUCAAAUUAACGCAGAAGAAGAAUCAAAGAAAGAAGAGAAGGAAGGACAAAAGUAACAGGAGGUUUGUUAAGACUACGCUCAACGAUGUCCUGACGGACUCAAAGAUGUCAAAUUCGAAGGAAAGCGACGGGAAAGGAAAACCAGUUGAUAUUAUCGUACACAUUAAAAUGAAUGAUUAAACAUGCAUUAUC